Messenger RNA from Paraphaeosphaeria sporulosa, 964 nucleotides. RefSeq lists its product as uncharacterized. Lineage: Eukaryota; Fungi; Ascomycota; Dothideomycetes; Pleosporales; Didymosphaeriaceae. Bases 283 to 789 code for a protein of 168 amino acids. The transcript has a single exon. The record is from RefSeq and is a predicted model, not a curated record.
GGAUGCUCGGGCUUGAGCAUAACACCGACAAGAGCUCACCGCAAAGAAAGCCUGCGCCAGCGUCCGAGCGCGCGCUCGGCCAGCAGGGGUGCAUCGUCGUCCGCUAGCUCCGCCCCGUAAAUGUCCCUGGAUGAUUACGAACCUUGGAAAAGGCUACUGCUCGGCCGACUGCAUUCGUUCGGGCUUUACACAUGCCCACGGCUGGAUCUGGCUUGGAUGAAUCAUAACGCAUGCCACGGCGCCAUCGCUGCCAGAGGGCAUCGCAUGUAAUCGCACCCCCAUAUGUCCGCCCUUCAGCAGAGUCACGGUCCAAAGUCCGCUAGCCCACGGCUGCAGACCGCACUUCUGUGCCUACGAGCACCUGCAUGGAAUGCCAGUUGCGCGUCCUCGCAAGAGCGUCGUCCGCCAAAUUGCUGCUGCCUGAGCCCACACUGCGCUGGCGUGUGCUGGCACGCUGGCUCCAGUCGUCUCAGCCUCCGCGUGCUGCCAAUCCGCGCCUCAGCUGAUCUCGUCGAGCGUGGGCAGCCACAGCAGCGGACAGACCGCCCAGCCCGCGGGCCCUCCGUCGUCUGUGUAGAAAGUGCAGCUCGGCGCGCUCGCGUUCCAUCGCUUGCGUCGCAUCGCAGCGCUUCGCUUUGCACGCUGGAGACGACGGGACAGUCAAUUGCACGGCUCUCGAUUCCACCUCUGCUUGCGACGCCUUGCUCCCGUCGGGCCCGUCUACGCGUGCCCACCGCCUCGGGCUCGGAGCAUCCAAAUGUGCCCGUCCCACGAUCGUUUCCGUGGUAGCAAGGAGUCAUCACGCCUGCUCGGACGAAUUGACAGCGCGUCCCGUGUUAGCGCAGAAGCGGGCACUCGGUCUUUGGCAGCCUCAGACGGGCGAACCAGCGGAACACCAAGGCUGCCGCCGUCCGCCCAAGUGUGGGGAAACGUCAUGGCAGAUCAGAGCAGGCCUUCUAACGAU